CUUCUUUUAAAAUUGCUGGAGUUGGGGGUGGGUGUUGAACCCAGGUCUUAACACAUGCUAGAGAAGUGGUCUGCCACUUAGCCACAGCUCUACCUGUCUGUAUUUUUGAUCAUAACUGUCCUAGUAGGCAGGAUGUGAUAUUUAAUCACUUUUAAUGAAGCAUUGCCUGACCAUUAGCGAUUCAGAACAUCUUUUUGUGUGCUUAUGACCACAUUUUCUUUGGGAAAAUGCUCUUCAAAAAAAAAAUUAGGAGCUGGGCAUGGUGGUGCAUGGCUUUGAUUCCAGUACUCAGGGGGCAGAGGCAGGGGGAUCUCUGUAAGUUUGAGGCCAGUCUAGUUUCCAUGGUGAAGCCCCAAAACAGCUAAGCUAUGCAGGAUAUCCCAGCAACGACUUUACAAGGAUCAAAACCAGAUGCCAGGGGUUCUGUUCCAACUGGAACAAAAAUAGAAAACUAAAAACUACCGCUAAUGUGAAUACAGAUGGUACUUUCAGAAAUUAUUAAAGGUCUAUUAUUUAUUAAAAACAAUCAAGAAGAUGAAGAUGGGGGUGUUCAUAUCAAAAGGCAAAUUCUUCUGUGUUCAAAUUUCCUUCUUUCGGGACCUUGUCAGCACAUAUCCCAGGGCGCUUUGUGUUGCUGAGAAAAUAUGUUAGUUAUAGGACAAGAAAUUCUGAGAAAAUUGGACUUUAGUUAGAGCGGAGAGAAGAUGACAGAAUAUAAGCCAUGAGCCAACAAGUAAGGCUGGGUACUGCUAUGUGUUCAGAUGCCCAGGUACGGACAGUGGAAGAUUCACAAGACCCAGGCCUCCGGCCUCUGUCUUUGUUUGGGAAGGCUAGUCCAUAGAAAGUGUAACCUAGACAUAGGACAGCUGCCUUCUUAACUGUCGCUUCCUUUGCCAGCCUUGGACAGCGGCAUUCUGGUAUUUCCCCUCUGUGUGCUCACUUUGUCAGAGGUGACCUUGUUAGGGCUGAUGGUAGAGCUUAGUGAAGGAGCCCAUGCUCAGCGUGUACAAAGCCCUGGGUUCCACCUCAGCAGCUUCCCCUGCAAAAUGGGUUUGCCCUGGGGAAUUCACUGAGCAAAACAUUCUCUGCAAAUUCUGCUCAAACGAGGGACUGUUAGAAGUCAUUUUGAUAGCUGGAGAGAUGGCUCAGCAGUUAAGAGCACUGACUGCUCUUCCAGAGGUCCUGAGUUCAAAUCCCAGCAACUACAUGGUGGCUCACAAUCAUCUGUAACGGAAUCCAAUGUACUCUUCUGGUGUUUGUCUGAAGACAUCUGCAAUUUACUCAUAUAAAUAUAAAUAAAUCUUUAAAAAAAAUAAAUGAAGUCAUUUUGAGGCAGGUAUGGUGGUGGUACACACCUUUAAUCCCAGUGCUUGGGAGGCACAAGCAGGUGGAUCUCUGAGUUUGAGGUAAGCCUGGUCUACAAAGUGAGUUCUAGGACAGUCAGGACUACACAGAGAAACUCUUGUCAUGAAAAUCAGAAACAAACAAACAAUAGAAAUUUGGGGCUGGGGACGUGCCUCAGCGGUAGAGUGCUUACCUGCUAUGUGGGAGGCUCUGGGUUCAAUUCCCAGUGCUGUAAAAACAAGUUCCUUUCACGGCUCCUCUAAUCCCCUUUCCCCUCUAUACUUCAUGGGCACCAUUUUCUCAAGACAGGAGCCCUUCUUAAAACUGGCAAGUGGUAAAGUUCUGGGGUCUUGCUGUAUACAUAAGAAGUUGAACUGGGAGCCAUUGCAGUACAUUGAGCUCCAUAGAGACAGCGCCGGGGCAAGCGAGAGCCGGACGGGCACUGGGCGACUCUGUGCCUCGCGGAGGAAAAUCAACUAAACAUGGGCAAAGGAGAUCCUAAGAAGCCGAGAGGCAAAAUGUCCUCAUAUGCAUUCUUUGUGCAAACCUGCCGGGAGGAGCACAAGAAGAAGCACCCGGAUGCUUCUGUCAACUUCUCAGAGUUCUCCAAGAAGUGCUCAGAGAGGUGGAAGACCAUGUCUGCUAAAGAAAAGGGGAAAUUUGAAGAUAUGGCAAAGGCUGACAAGGCUCGUUAUGAAAGAGAAAUGAAAACCUACAUCCCCCCCAAAGGGGAGACCAAAAAGAAGUUCAAGGACCCCAAUGCCCCCAAGAGGCCUCCUUCGGCCUUCUUCUUGUUCUGUUCUGAGUACCGCCCAAAAAUCAAAGGCGAGCAUCCUGGCUUAUCCAUUGGUGAUGUUGCGAAGAAACUAGGAGAGAUGUGGAACAACACUGCUGCGGAUGACAAGCAGCCCUAUGAAAAGAAGGCCGCCAAGCUGAAGGAGAAGUAUGAGAAGGAUAUUGCUGCCUACAGAGCUAAAGGAAAACCUGAUGCAGCGAAAAAGGGGGUGGUCAAGGCUGAGAAGAGCAAGAAAAAGAAGGAAGAGGAAGACGACGAGGAGGAUGAAGAGGAUGAGGAAGAGGAGGAAGAAGAGGAAGACGAAGAUGAAGAAGAAGAAGAUGAUGAUGAAUAAGUUGGUUCUAGCGCAGUUUUUUUUUCUUGUCUAUAAAGCAUUUAACCCCCCUGUACACAACUCACUCCUUUUAAAGAAAAAAAUUGAAAUGUAA
Rattus norvegicus (Norway rat) is the source of this 2568-nucleotide messenger RNA. NCBI's taxonomy places the organism in Eukaryota, Metazoa, Chordata, Mammalia, Rodentia, Muridae. The record is from RefSeq and is a predicted model, not a curated record.